Molecule: messenger RNA, 858 nt
Organism: Eufriesea mexicana
Lineage: Eukaryota; Metazoa; Arthropoda; Insecta; Hymenoptera; Apidae
Product: probable palmitoyltransferase ZDHHC24
Exons: 1
Coding region: 1-858 (285 amino acids)
Molecular function (GO): palmitoyltransferase activity
Source: RefSeq, a predicted model, not a curated record
AUGAUCAUCCGAAAAAAAAUUUGGCCUCAUACUUUGAGUGAUAUUUUUUCUAUGACUUUUAUAUUGACAAUUGUGCCAAUAAUAUAUUGGUUUGAAUUGUGGGUGGUUUUACCAACACUAUACCAAUAUGGAUCAUUGCCAUAUAUUUUGCAUUUCCUUUUUGGAAAUUUUGUUAUGUUAAACAUAGUUGGAAAUUUUACAUAUAUAGUUUUUUGUGACACCAGCACCAGAAGAGAUAUUAUGCCAAUAAGUGCUGCAAAUACUAAAGAUGGUUGGAGAUUAUGUGCUUCAUGUGAAACUCUUGCACCUCCACGUUCAUGGCACUGUCCCACAUGUAAUACUUGUAUAUUAAAAAGGGAUCAUCACUGUAUUUAUACUGGAUGUUGUAUUGGCCAUUUUAAUCAUAGAUAUUUUAUUAUGUUUCUUCUAUACUUAUUUGUAGCAACAACAUGUAGUUUUUAUUAUAAUAAUUUCUUUAUUUGGAAUAGGAUGCAUUUUGAAUUUCCUGUAUCACUUAUUAAAAUUAUUUUUCCUUUAGCAAUAUUCAUUUUUGGAUUUGAUGGUUCUAUAAAUCAAUUUUAUUUAAUUUUGUAUAUUGUAUCUGCAGUUGGAAUGUUAUACACAGCAGUUUUGUGUAUUUAUCAUAUUUGUUUAAUGUUCAAUGGAACUGUAGCCAAUGAGAGUAAUAAGAAGAUACAUAUAUAUAAUUUAGGUUGGAAACAAAAUGUAAAAGAAGUAUUAGGUGACCGAUGGUACCUUACAUGGAUACUUCCAUAUAUAAAGUCUCAAUUACCUCAUAAUGGUGUAAUAUGGGAUACAUCUAAUUCAUGGAUAUACAUAAAUCCUAAAAGUAAAUAA